Megalopta genalis is the source of this 2915-nucleotide messenger RNA. The record is from RefSeq and is a predicted model, not a curated record. Lineage: Eukaryota; Metazoa; Arthropoda; Insecta; Hymenoptera; Halictidae.
UCGGCAGUGAGCAAAAUGGCGUCAUUGUGGAUGGUCAUGUCCGUCGCGUUUUCCCUACUUCUAACACCUUUUAUCAUGUUUUUACUUGCCAUCAUAUUUCUCGCUUCUAUCGGAAAAUCGCUUGGUGUGCGAAGAUUAUAUAUAAAACUGCUGUUGGCACUUUUCGAGUACGGCCGGCAAAACAUUGAAAAUGUCAAGAAGAGAAACGGCACAUGGAAUCAGGACGACCAAGAGGAUGCGGACGAGGAGCACGAGCCGCUCGUCGAAAAGCAGAACGCGUAUAAUUCAAUGGGCACGAGCCACAAAGGACAGAACGGUGUCCUCGGCAACAAUGUGAUAGCCAGAUCAAAGGAUCUGAUCUUAGUGCCCGAGCCGGAAAUGCAGAAUCACAGAAAUCACCUGGAAGAGUCAAAGGCGACGGAGUCACAGACCACCACCGCCGGCAAAAAUGAGAGCCUUAUUCACAGAGAUUCCUUUGAAUCGUUGAAGGGGGAAUUUGAACCGGCAAUUUGUUUAGACUACAUCAAAGCAGGCGUAGAGGCUAUUAUCGAGGAUGAAGUAACGUCUCGUUUUGAAGCGGAGGAACUUAAGAACUGGAACCUAUUAACUCGUACAAAUAGACACUACGAAUUUAUUUCGUGGAAGUUGACUGUGAUAUGGAUGUUUGGAUUUUUUAUGCGAUAUUGUUUUCUCCUACCUCUGAGGAUAUUUAUUUGUUUCAUAGGGGUACAGUUCCUUGUAAUUACGACAUUUUGUAUCAACUUGCUGCCGAACGGUUUUAUUAAGAAAUGGGCAUACAAUACGGGUAGCCAGAUCGCGUUCAGGCUAAUAUCGCAAUCUUUAUCGGCCACAAUUACAAUCCAUAAUCCAGAGUACAAACCGAAAACUGGAGGAGUGUGCGUGUCGAAUCACACUUCCACAAUCGACGUGUGCAUCUUGUCCACACAGACGACAUUCGCUUUGGUGAUGUGGCUGACGGUAUGUACAGCAGUUGUGGGCUACGUUCCAGAGGGUAGCUUCAAAAGAUGGCUGAAUUACAAAGUCUCCAUAAUGUGUUUUGGUGUCUUGUCCAGCGCUCUAUCAUCAGUUAUUACUUACCACAAUCCAGAGAAUCGACCUGUAAGAGGAAUAUGUGUGGCUAAUCACACGUCUCCCAUAGACGUUCUGGUACUCAUGUGCGAUAACUGUUACUCCUUGAUAGGUCAGAGGCACGGUGGGUUCCUCGGGAUUUUGCAAAGAGCACUGGCUCGUGCCUCUCCCCAUAUAUGGUUUGAAAGAUCAGAAGUCAAGGAUAGGGAAGCUGUAGCAAAAAGAUUAAAAAAACACGUAUCUGAUCCUACGAACCCACCGAUUCUUAUCUUUCCGGAAGGAACAUGUAUUAAUAACACAUCAGUUAUGCAAUUUAAGAAAGGCAGUUUCGAAGUCGGCGGUGUAAUUUAUCCUGUUGCGAUAAAGUAUGAUCCAAGGUUUGGAGAUGCUUUCUGGAACAGUAGUAGAUAUUCAAUGAUACAAUACUUGUACAUGACUAUGUCUAGUUGGGCUAUAGUCUGUGAUGUCUGGUAUCUUCCGCCAAUGUACAGAAAUGAAGGCGAAAGUGCUAUUGACUUCGCGAAUAGAGUAAAGUCUGUGAUAGCGAGGCAAGGGGGAUUGGUUGAUUUACAAUGGGACGGUCAACUCAAGAGAAUGAAACCUAAGAAAGAGUGGAGGGAAAAGCAACAAGAAGAGAUUAGUAAACGAAUUAAAGUUGAAUGAGUCAAGUCAUCUCUAGUCGCACCUUCACCAUCGAUAUAAUGUGUGAUAUUUUGCUUAAAUGAGACCAUUUCAUCCGAUGUGCUGUUUUGUAUUUCUUGUGGACAUUGUUUGCUCGGAGGGAAAGAUUGUUAGUAUGCAUGAUUCAAUCCAUUUCUUUUCACAAGUAUGGUACAAUGCAAAUUAUGUAACUAUCUUUUAUACCUGGAAUAAUUGAUAGAUUUCCGUAGACAUCUUCUAAUUUAUUAGUCGACAUUUUUAACAUUACGAUUGUUAUAUAUUGCAUUAUGUGGUCAAAACAUAAUUCACAAACCCCAAUUCAACCAAAUGGCUAUUUGACAUAUUAAUAUAUUGAAAGUACCAUAUUUGUCAACUUUUUAAUAAUGAGAUUCUGUAACAUGGCAUUGUAAAGUUAUUAUUUAUACAUCAUGAAACGUAUAUUGCGGAAUGGUAUGCCACAGUGUGUGAUAUUUUGCGUGUGUGAGUGUAUGUAGCAUCGAAAUCAUCCCAUUUCACAUUCUUACAUUUUUUAGAUCAUCUCAUUAUCUCAUUAAUUUGAUACGUGAAUUCAAUCUAUUUGAUAUUACAUAGGAGAAGUUGCAUUUUUUUGUUUUUUUUUUGUAAGAAGGAUAGGAAAAAAUAUUACUGUCUCUAUUGUAGCUUAAAAAAUAAACUAUUUAUUCACAUUUCUCAAUGAACGAAAUCAGAAUAUGUCAGGGCUAUACUAUUGCACCCAUCCCUUGGAGAAUUGGUAGCAUCGCGUUAUUUGCAAUCCGAGUAUAAACAUAUUUUCUAUUUUUAUAGUUCACAGAAUUUCACAGUAACGAAAUCGCGACAAAUAAAAUCGCAAAUCUUGAAAAUUUUUUAUAAGUACACGGCGCAAGCUUCAUUUAUUAUCCGUAUUAAUUUGAUUCUUUGACAAUAGAAUGACAUAUUGUUAAUUCCUUUAAGUAAAGUUUAGUUUCGUUCGACCAAGGUAUUCAGAUAUAAAAGUAGGUAGUUACAUUUUUAUUUUUCAUAUGAGGUUACAUGGAAGAUACCAAAAAAUGUAAUAUUUUAUAUUAUGAGCAUAGAUGAUUACAUGAAUGAAAACACAUGUUAAAAAACAAAGUGUUAAAUGAAAUUGUUAAUUAAAAGGAAAUAGAAUUAGAAAAUUAGUUCGUAAA